AUGUCGAGAACGCAAAAGGGAUCCUUCUCUACGCUCGAUGGAAACGUUCGCGCCCUUGACGCCAUUACUCGAGACGUGCACAGGGUCUACCAGACAGGCGAUCGGGCUCAGCAAGAGCAUGCCGCGCAAAUCCUGAGAAGGCUCCAGGAGUUGGAUAACGACGUGGCGGCCAUCUCCGAAAGGGUGCCUCGUCUCCCGCAAGACGCCAGGACAUCUGAUGCAAGAUACGAAGAGGUCCUUCAUCGACUGGGGAAUCUCUCGACAGCCCAUCAGCCCUGGCUCGGCGUGGUCCCCCGUAUACAGGAGCUCAGGGAUCGGAUUGGGGAAUGUGAGCGGAGAUUGCUUGAUGCCAUAAACCGUCCGGAGGCCAGUCGGGAUUGCCAGCCAGCCGGCAUAUCCAGCAUGCGUGAUCGAAUUCGGGAUCUUGAGCGGCACAUGGGCGAUCUUGCGGUGAGGCGGGAGACUCUGCGGGAUCAGGACGAUGAUAGGCCGCGUCCGGGUGACAAAUCCGAGCUUACAAGACUGAGAAACCGGGUCGCACGGCUCGAGGCGCAGAGACGGCACGAGAGCGGCGAUGCUCAAAGCGCGGAGAUACGACUACUUCGCAAGCAGAUCGCUCAGCUCUCAGGGCCCGCUGGAAGUGAUCCUGCGGACGAAAUACACACGCUGAGCACGCAGAUAACAUCUCUGGAGCGUGAGAGAGCGGAGCUGGAAGAUUACAUCCGCUCUCAGGGAAACACCCACCGAGAGGAUCUAGACACUCUCUACAACCAGGUCGCGUCUCUUACAGCGGAUAGGACGUCCUUGGAAAGCACGAAUCGCCAUCUCAUAAAGCAAAUGGAGGAAGAAGGGGCGGAGGACGACCUGCCCAACGGGCUCCUUGCGCAGAUCCGUAUCUUGGAGUCUAGGGUCACACAUCUCCACGCCCAGCGCGACGUACUCCAGAACACGGCAGUAGGCCUCGAUGACCGGGUUGAAGACAGGAGCGCUGCUCUCGUAAGGACGGAGAAGCAACUCCGAGAUGCGAGGCACGAGCUGCUCCGACUGCGCAGUCUCGCCGAACCCGGCAAAGGAGAAGGGAAAGCCGCCACCGUCAUUAGCAAAGAAGACGAGGCCGAUGCGCUCCCCGACAAUGCCGAACAAAUCACAACACAGAUCGCUACGCUCCAAGACAAGCUCUCGCACGCCACGUUGCAGCGCGACACCCUUCUACGCACGCUUACCUUGCAGGACACUGCCCGUGCACAGGAUAGAACGCACAUUCGAGCUCUUGAAUCGCGCAUCCAGGUCCUGGAAAAUCAGCGCUCGCAGCUCUCCGCACGCAUCAACGAGCUCGAAGCAGCGAGGCGGGGUCUUGCGCUGAGCGAGGAGGAGCGGCAUAUGGUGGCGGAGGAGAGGCGCGGAAUGGAAGAAUUGAGGGAGCAAAAGACGCAGUUGGAGGGGUUGGUAAGACAGUUCGUCCGGCAGAGGGAGGGGGAGGAUGGUGUGUUGGCGGGAGAGAUGGAGGAUAUGGGAACCCUGGUACAGGACGUUGGUGUCGGGGCCGGCGAGGAGACGAGCAUCGACGACGGAGGAGGCGGUGAGUCCGGAUUUAAUCCUUGGGCUUGA
This is a messenger RNA of Trematosphaeria pertusa, 1608 nucleotides long. RefSeq lists its product as uncharacterized. NCBI's taxonomy places the organism in Eukaryota, Fungi, Ascomycota, Dothideomycetes, Pleosporales, Trematosphaeriaceae. The record is from RefSeq and is a predicted model, not a curated record. The coding region runs from base 1 to 1608 and encodes 535 amino acids. The transcript has a single exon.